UGUGGGUGUCAUGAGGAGUGACGCGGCCAUAUUUGCCGGUGCUGCUCCGCUGUAAACAAAAAGUGUCUGUGAGACGGACGCUCCGCUGAUUUUAGGGACAAUUUUAUUUCUCUCAUUUAUUAUCUCUUCAGGUAUGUCUUACAAACCCAAUCCCCAUCAACACCUUCCGGGAACUUCUGGGAACCAAGGAAACAUUCCCUCCCCAUCGUCAAUGGCAACAAUACAGUCAUACAAGCCCAUUCUAAAUGACUUCGGACCGCCUUCGUUGGGAUUCCCACAGGGUCCAAAUGGGAACCAAGUACCUCAGAGCAAAUAUGCUGAACUCCUCGCCAUCAUUGAAGAGCUUGGGAAAGAAAUAAGGCCAACAUAUGCAGGGAGUAAAAGUGCCAUGGAGCGCCUUAAAAGAGGUAUCAUUCACGCCAGAGGUCUUGUUCGGGAGUGUCUGGCAGAGACAGAGCGAAACGCCAGAUCCUAGCGCCUCCUUCCCCUUUCUCUCCAUACGGCUGAAAGAACUGUGUCACGCGGGAAUCAUGCAUGCCUUUCCUUUGAGGGGAUAAAACAAUCAAAAAACGGAGCAUUUAUGUUACGAGUUGCGCUUUUCAUCUGCGGUUUGGAGGGAAUAAGGCACCGUUCAGAGAAUAUAUCUUCUGAUUUAUAAAUGCAAGAGAUCCAGAACUGUUGCCAUUUGAGUUUUUUUUAUAUAUUUCAUUUUCUUUGACCACAUAGUAUCUUUAAGAACAAAUAAGCAAAAAUGCAUGCAACUGGAUGAAAGGUCCCACGUUAGAAUCUGCAUGGCUUUUACAGGUUAGACUAGGUUUGUGCUUUUAGAAAUAGGUCUCAGGAUAAGGUAUUAAGUUUUUUUUUUUUGUUUUUUGUUUUUUUUUUUUACUUUGGACGCACUAAUGGGUAGGUGAGUUUUCUUUUAAUCGGGGAGAAACUGAAAAGUAUUAUAGUGAUGCCAUUACUUUCGUCUUUAUUUGUAUUUAUUACCUUGUGUAAUACAAUGUAUUUUCAUGUAAAGACAAAAAAGGUCACUCUUUGGAAUUUUGUAUA
Molecule: messenger RNA, 1053 nt
Organism: Labeo rohita (rohu)
Lineage: Eukaryota; Metazoa; Chordata; Actinopteri; Cypriniformes; Cyprinidae
Product: cyclin-dependent kinase 2-associated protein 1
Exons: 4
Coding region: 134-475 (113 amino acids)
Cellular component (GO): nucleus; cytoplasm
Source: RefSeq, a predicted model, not a curated record